This is a messenger RNA of Populus nigra (black poplar), 3175 nucleotides long. RefSeq names its product UTP--glucose-1-phosphate uridylyltransferase 3, chloroplastic. Gene Ontology annotation, molecular function: UDP-N-acetylglucosamine diphosphorylase activity. The transcript has 16 exons. The record is from RefSeq and is a predicted model, not a curated record. Gene Ontology annotation, biological process: UDP-N-acetylglucosamine biosynthetic process. The coding region runs from base 233 to 2866 and encodes 877 amino acids. NCBI's taxonomy places the organism in Eukaryota, Viridiplantae, Streptophyta, Magnoliopsida, Malpighiales, Salicaceae.
GCGCCUCAGUUUCAGCAUAAAGUGUGAAGAAAAUUCUCCCUCCCUCUCUCCCCCCCUCGGUAUAUCCUCCCAGCAUCUCGUCUUAUCCUUCCCUCCCUCCCUUUUAAACAUAGACAUGAUAAUAAUAUAAAUAAAAUCUCCUCCCCCAUUGUUAUAGAGUAACUUCCCUUUUCCCUCUCUCCCUCUCUCCCUCUCACACACACACACCCCGUCUUUUCUCUUGCUGUUAUCUAUGGCUAAAACAAAUGCCGCAACUUCAUCAUCCACUAACAUACUUCUUCGUUAUAACAACAAAAAAAGAAAUGAUUUUCUCUUCUCUUUCAACUCUAUUAAUCUUUUCAACAAAUCUCUCCCCUUCAAGAAACCUUCUCUUCAUCCUCCUCUACUCUCACUCUCUUCCUCUCCGUCCAAGCCCCUGACCACGCAAGUUUCCAUUGCGCCUGUUGAGUACGCGCCACCCGCACCUGACUCUUUCAAUUUCCACCAAGAAAUCUCUCGACUCCAAUCUCUCCGUUCAAAGCUCGCUCGCUCCAAAACACUAAACGGCAAACACUCAGUGCUAAACGACGACUCACGCGUCAAACGGUUUUUCAAAAUUGGAGGAGUUUCUAGGUUUCUGGAUUCAAUUAAUUUAACCUCUCGUGAGUUGUUUUUGCUCAAGUGUUUGGUCGCCGCUGGUCAAGAGCACGUGGUUAGUUUGGAGGGAUUCGAGUUGGUUGAGAGUGAAGCGGUGGAGUCUGUUAGAACUUCCGUUAAGAGCGCGCUUUAUAGUUUAGUGGAGAUUAUUGAGGGGUUUGAUUUGAGUGAUAAUGGUAAUAAAGGAUUAGAGAGGAUUAAUUAUGGGGAGAAUUUGACUGAUGAGGAGAUCAAGGACUUGAAGAAGUUGCUGAAGAGUUUAGGCGAGGUCGAGGAGUUUUAUGAUUGUAUUGGAGGUGUCAUUGGAUAUCAGAUAAUGGUGCUGGAACUUCUUUUCCAGUCAACAUUCAAAAAGCAGACUACAAAUUGGUCCCAGCACAUAAAAGAAUCAAUGGAAUGCCAGUUUUUGGAAAUUCACGCUCCUAGUGGACUUGACCUUUCAAAAAAUACAGAGUAUGCAUCUCAAGCAGCUCUGUGGGGAAUUGAGGGUUUGCCAGAUCUAGGAGAAAUUUAUCCUCUUGGUGGUUCUGCUGACCGGCUUGGUUUGGUUGACCCUGACACUGGUGAAUGCCUUCCUGCUGCCAUGCUUCCUUAUUGUGGACGGACCUUAUUGGAAGGUCUUAUAAGAGAUCUCCAGGCUAGAGAGUUCUUGUACUUCAAGAUAUAUGGAAAGCAGUGCAUUACCCCUGUAGCAAUCAUGACAAGUUCUGCUAAGAAUAACCAUGAGCAUAUCACUUCUCUUUGUGAAAGGCUGAGCUGGUUUGGAAGAGGUCAAUCCAGUUUCCAACUUUUUGAACAGCCUCUUGUUCCAGCUGUUAGUGCUGAAGAUGGGCAGUGGUUGGUUACAAAACCAUUUGCACCUGUAUGCAAGCCCGGUGGACAUGGUGUGAUUUGGAAACUUGCUUAUGACAAAGGCAUCUUCGAGUGGUUUUAUGAUCAUGAUAGAAAAGGUGCUACUGUGCGACAAGUCAGUAAUGUUGUUGCUGCCACGGAUUUGACCCUUUUGGCACUGGCAGGGAUUGGCUUACGUCACAGAAAGAAACUGGGGUUUGCCUCUUGUAAGCGCAACUCAGGGGCUACUGAAGGAAUUAAUGUCCUUAUUGAAAAGAAGAAUCUUGAUGGGCAGUGGGCUUAUGGCUUGUCAUGCAUUGAAUACACCGAGUUUGAUAAGUUUGAAAUCACAGGCGGUCCUUGUUCAACUAACAGUUUGCAGGCAGAGUUCCCUGCCAAUACAAACAUUCUGUAUGUGGAUUUACCUUCUCUGGAGUUAGUUGCAUCAAGUAACAAUGAAAAAAGUUUGCCAGGCAUGGUUCUGAAUACAAAAAAGCCAAUUGUAUACAUGGACAAUUAUGGGAACUGUCACAGUGUCUCUGGUGGUCGGCUGGAAUGCACAAUGCAAAAUAUUGCAGAUAAUUUCACAAACACCUAUUUAUCCAGAUGUUACAAGGGUGUGGAAGAUAAGCUGGAUACCUUUAUUGUGUAUAAUGAGCGAAGAAGGGUUACUUCAUCUGCUAAGAGGAAAAGAAGACAUUCUGACAAUACCUUGCAUCAGACUCCAGAUGGUGCACUCUUGGAUAUCUUACGGAAUGCCUACGAUCUUCUUUCACAUUGUGAUAUAGAGCUUCCUCAGAUUGAAGGUAAUGAUAAAUAUGUUGAGUCUGGACCACCAUUUCUCAUCUUUCUGCAUCCUGCUCUUGGCCCACUUUGGGAGGUCACAAGACAAAAGUUUAAUGGAGGAUUCAUAUCUAAGGGUUCUGAGCUACAAAUUGAGGUCACAGAGUUCUCAUGGAGAAAUGUUCAGCUUGAUGGAAGCUUGAUCAUUAUUGCUGAAAAUGUUAUGGGCUCAACCAGGAUUGAUCCAAAUGGUGAACCAAUAUUACAGUAUGGGAACAGGUGUGGAAGAUGUAGACUGCAAAAUGUCAAAGUUGUGAACAAAGGGAUUAACUGGAGUUUUGGAGACAAUAUAUACUGGAAGCAUGAUGUGCAACGGUUUGAGGCAUUGAAGGUUAUUCUGCAUGGAAAUGCUGAAUUUGAGGCUGACAAUGUUACCAUACAGGGAAAUCAGAUAUUUGAAAUACCAGAUGGCUACAAAAUGAAGAUAACAUCAGGAGAUUCAGGUUUGCAAGUCCAGCUCAACCCUUUAGAACAAAAAAUAAUGGAUAGUGGAAGCUGGCACUGGAAUUACAAGAUACAUGGCUCACAUAUUCAGUUGGAAUUGGUAGAGAUGUAAAUAUUGACAGUCAUUCGAUCUGGUUCAAUGUCAAUCGUGGUUUACAAAUGAACUGGAAAGCUCGCCUUUGUAGUUUUGACUGGUUAAACACAAGUUAAACCAUUUACUCAUAGGAUCGUUUUUACUGUAAUACAUUGAAUUAGAGCCUUGUAAAACUUGCAUGGUCUCGUCUGGAGCUCUUGUAACUUUUGUGCAUUAUAUAUCUAUAUGUAUAUUUACUUUUAUUAACCUUUGUGUUAAAUUAAUGUACAUCCAGUGUAGAAACAAUGUAAGAGCUCAAGCAAUAAACUACAUAUUUCCCUUUUCUAA